AUCGCUUUCGUAAACAAAGUAUAGAAACGUAAACAACACUUUUUCCCUUGAAAUGGAUUGUUCAAAUUUAUAGAAUCUCGUAAAUUUUCAAUAUAAAGUGUAUAAAAUGUGUUUUUCCUAAUUAAUCAUGUAACGUUUUAUAGCAUUCAGUAUCGAGGGAAUUGGUGAGGCUGCAGAAAAAAGAAAACGAACCGGGCUAAACCAGGGACGGCAAUUUGACGCCUAAUUUCAGUAUGGAUUACAACAUAAGUCGUUUGUGCCGAGUGUGCCUGGAGGAGGGUGUGUUUGCAUCGAUAUUUAGCACCGACCUGGUCCCAAUGGCACCGGCUAACAUGCUUGUAAUGUGUGCGAACAUAAAGGUAUCGAGAGACGAUGGUUUACCAAGCACGAUUUGCAACAACUGCAUGUACCGACUGGGGGUGGCAUUUCAUCUCAAACAACAGUGUGAAAAUUCUGACAUGAGACUGCGGCAGUACAUGAACGGCGGAUCUGCCAUGAACUACAGCUACACGCUGGACAAAGAAACGAUGACGGAUGAUUCGUGGCUCCUGUCGGGCAUUGACCACAAAGGCGAUGAACAGAAAUCAGCAGAGAAAAAAUCGAACAGCAGGAAACGGUACAGACAGAAGCUGCCGGAAGAGCGCAAGAAGAGAGGACCAAAACCGAUGCCGAAGAUACCGCAAACAUGCUACCAGUGUCACAAAUCGUUCAAAUGUGCCGCACAGUUACAAAUGCACUUGAGGACUCAUUCCGGCGAGAAGCCGUACGCGUGCAACAUUUGUCCACGACGCUUUGCUCAGAAGCACAAUCUUGCCAUCCACGUACGCACACACACCGGCGAACGGCCGUACCAGUGUGAGAUCUGCAGCAAACAGUUCUCCGCACUGGGGAACUUUCAAGCCCACAAGAAAAUACACACCAACGAGCGGGAUCACGUGUGCCCGUCGUGCAACAAGGGCUUCAUCACAUCCGGCGAUCUCACGCGUCACAUGAUCUCGCACUCGGGCAUCAAAAACUAUCACUGUGAUAUCUGUGCCAAAAGCUUUAGCCGCAAUCGCGACAUGAUGGCCCACAAGCGGAAGAUGCAUUUGAACGAGUGUGGCAACGAAAGUUACAAAUGCCACGAGUGUCACAAGGUGUUUGCCACGCUGAACAAUCUGAACGUUCACCUGAGGGUACAUGCGCAGGAACAGGCGAACAUUUCGGUAGCGGAUCCGGCGGGUGAACUAAUGCCACCAGCACCACCACCCCAACAACACCAGCAUCAGCAACAAUCGCCACAACAGCAUCAGCAGCUCCAGCAUCAGCAAGUUCCAGUUGCAAUUCCGCUUGGACUCGGACCACCGGGACCGCUUGGCGUUGGUUUGGGCAUGCUGCCGUAUCCUUCCUCACACGUCCCAACACAUCCACCCGCUCAGGUAGCGUAUCACAGCCAGAUGCAUCCAUCCCAGCGAUUGCAUCCGUACUGAUGCAAAAAACCCCCUUCCCGAAAGCCAUUAACAUCACAGCGUAGAAUGAACGGAUCUACAUCACGCGAAUUGCAUUCAUCGGUUACUAUUUAUUUAACUUGCAAGGAAUAAAAUUUGUAUUUGCACAUAA
Messenger RNA from Anopheles stephensi (Asian malaria mosquito), 1599 nucleotides. Its product is annotated as zinc finger protein 271. Gene Ontology annotation, biological process: regulation of transcription by RNA polymerase II. The transcript is spliced from 5 exons. Bases 234 to 1469 code for a protein of 411 amino acids. NCBI's taxonomy places the organism in Eukaryota, Metazoa, Arthropoda, Insecta, Diptera, Culicidae. Gene Ontology annotation, cellular component: nucleus. The record is from RefSeq and is a predicted model, not a curated record. Gene Ontology annotation, molecular function: zinc ion binding; RNA polymerase II cis-regulatory region sequence-specific DNA binding; DNA-binding transcription factor activity, RNA polymerase II-specific.